This is a messenger RNA of Pygoscelis adeliae (Adelie penguin), 990 nucleotides long. It is a transcript of the gene DRG1, whose product is annotated as developmentally regulated GTP binding protein 1. The coding region runs from base 1 to 969 and encodes 322 amino acids. Gene Ontology annotation, cellular component: cytoplasm. Lineage: Eukaryota; Metazoa; Chordata; Aves; Sphenisciformes; Spheniscidae. Gene Ontology annotation, molecular function: GTPase activity; GTP binding. The record is from RefSeq and is a predicted model, not a curated record. The transcript has 8 exons. Gene Ontology annotation, biological process: cytoplasmic translation.
AUGGAGCGUUACACAGACAAAGUGGCGCAAGGUUUUGAUGUUGCAAAGACAGGUGAUGCCCGAAUUGGGUUUGUGGGUUUUCCAUCAGUGGGGAAAUCUACUCUUCUAAGUAAUCUUGCUGGUGUAUACUCUGAAGUGGCAGCGUAUGAAUUCACUACACUGACUACCGUGCCUGGAGUCAUUAGAUACAAAGGAGCAAAGAUACAGCUACUUGAUCUCCCAGGAAUUAUUGAGGGUGCCAAGGAUGGUAAAGGCAGAGGACGGCAAGUCAUUGCAGUUGCUCGAACCUGUAAUCUCAUUCUGAUUGUUCUGGAUGUGCUGAAACCCCUUGGUCACAAGAAAAUAAUUGAGAAUGAACUGGAGGGAUUUGGAAUUCGUCUGAAUAGUAAACCCCCCAAUAUCGGCUUUAAAAAAAAGGAUAAAGGAGGCAUUAACCUUACAGCCACAUGUCCUCAGAGUGAGCUGGAUACUGAAACAGUGAAGAGCAUCUUAGCAGAGUAUAAAAUUCACAAUGCUGAUGUCACACUGCGCAGCGACGCCACUGCUGAUGACCUAAUUGAUGUUGUUGAAGGGAACAGGGUUUACAUCCCAUGCAUUUAUGUCCUAAAUAAAAUUGACCAGAUUUCCAUUGAGGAACUAGAUAUCAUUUACAAAGUACCCCACUGUGUACCAAUAUCUGCUCAUCAUCGCUGGAACUUUGACGAUCUGCUGGAGAAAAUUUGGGACUACUUGAAGCUAGUACGAAUCUACACCAAACCUAAAGGGCAGCUCCCAGACUACACCUCUCCUGUGGUACUACCUUACUGCAAGACCACAGUGGAGGAUUUUUGCAUGAAGAUCCACAAAAAUCUCAUUAAAGACUUUAAAUAUGCAUUGGUCUGGGGUUCAUCUGUUAAACACAACCCUCAGAAAGUUGGUAAAGACCAUACUCUUGAAGAUGAGGAUGUUAUUCAGAUUGUGAAGAAAUAAAGUUGUUCUGACGUGGUUUGC